Globicephala melas (long-finned pilot whale) is the source of this 3885-nucleotide messenger RNA. It is a transcript of the gene KANK4, whose product is annotated as KN motif and ankyrin repeat domains 4. Gene Ontology annotation, biological process: negative regulation of actin filament polymerization. NCBI's taxonomy places the organism in Eukaryota, Metazoa, Chordata, Mammalia, Artiodactyla, Delphinidae. Gene Ontology annotation, molecular function: protein binding. The record is from RefSeq and is a predicted model, not a curated record. Gene Ontology annotation, cellular component: cytoplasm; cytoskeleton.
GGGGACUGUGCUCCCGGAGGCUGCGUGCGCCCUGAAGUCCGAGGCACAGCCGGCGCCUCCCGCCGGCCUCCCGCGGCUCGCCGAGGUCUAGUAGUGCUGCUGGAUCUGCAGAGCCUGGAGCCUCUGUGCCUGCACCUCACACCUGCCUCUGUUCCAAAGAGCUGUGGCUGCAGUGGGCUGGCUGAGACACUUCACGGCGCCUGCCUGGGAUACUCUGGGACCGUCCUCCUCCACAGCUGCCUUCUCCCCGGCUCCUGCACCUGCCCUUCGGAAGUCACUGGUCUGCUCUGCAGUCAGAAGCCCUGCCUGGAGCUGGAUCCUUACAGUAGAACACUCCAACAAAUUUUGCAGGCUUAUCGGAAGAAGAGUGCCCAAGAGACUGGCGGUCAGCAUUCUCUAAGAUGGAGAAGACAGACGCCAAAGACCAGUCCUCUCAGGGGGAUGAAGAGAAAGACACUCCAAAGAGCCACCCCUACUCCGUGGAGACCCCAUAUGGCUUCCAUUUAGACCUGGACUUCCUCAAGUAUGUGGAUGACAUCGAGAAGGGAAACACCAUCAAAAGGAUUCCUAUCCACAGACGGGCCAAGCAGGCCAAGUUUAGCACUUUGCCCCGAAACUUCAGCCUUCCCGACAGCGGCGCUCGCCCCCACGCUGCUCUUUCCCACCCGAACUGGCCCCCAGUGGUGCCAAGUAAGGUGUCGCUCGGGACAGAGGCGCGAGCCCAGCCACUGCCGCUCGGUGAUCACCCCCAAGCCGCUGGCGGGAGCGAGGCGAGCUACCACCGGAAGGCCCUGCUGACGGAGACCGCCAGACAGCUGGAGGCUGAGGUCGCCUCCGGGACUGGACGGCCCCAGCUCUUGAGAGCAUCCAGCAUGCCGGCCACGCUGCUGCAGAACAGGGCCUCAGAGGACCCAAGCCUAAACUCGGGGCCCCCUACCCCGCCCGCCCUCCCCCCACUUCAGGGCGAAGGUGGUGUCUGUGAUGGCGCCUUUGGUCCUGCGGAAGGAUUUGCAGGUUUUUCCAACUCCACCCAGGGAGCGGCGGCCCAACUAGAAGUCAGAGAGUCUGGAGACCUGGUGCCAGGAAUACCGGAGCUGAUCCUGAAGGGGCCUGAGCCUCCAGAGGGUGAAGAAGCAGCUGCAAAUCACCUCCCUUUCUCAAGUCCUCCUUUCUCAUCACUUGUAGUUCUAGAGGAUGCAGAAGACCAACAGGAAAGCAGACAAGCCGAGGUGGCGGUCACGCCCCCCGGUUCCCCAACAUCAAGCCCCCCACCUCUGCCAUCACCCGUCCCUGAGAAUGAGCUCCCCCUCGAAGAAAUCGAGCUCAACAUCAUCGAGAUCCCACCGCCGCCACCUGUAGAAGUAGACGUGAGAAGCAUCGGUAUCCGGGUCACGGAGGAAAGCCUGGGCCUUACCUCCGUGGAUCCUGGCAGCAUCUCCAGCCUGAAGCAGCAGCUCUCGGGCCUCGAGGGCGAGUUGUCUGGAAGAACUGAGGAACUAGCCCAAGUCAGAGCUGCCCUCCAGCGGCAGGAGGAGGAAAUCAAGGCUAGGGGGCAGAGGAUUCGAGAGCUAGAGUGCACUGUAGCUCAACUGACAGAAAAGCUUAGCCACGAGAACACCAAAGAUGCUCAGGGCCAGACUGAUGCCAUGGUCAACACUGACCCUCUGCACGGACUCUUGACCAGGGAGUCGUGUGACAAGAGCAUUGGGGUCAACCUUAUGGGCAGCACAAGAUCUGAAAGCUGGGGGGCCUGGGGAAAGGGGAAUGGCGUCCUGUGGAGGCAGGAGAGUCACAAAUGGGGGGAUCGGAGCCCAGCAGAAUUUGUGUCACCAUCCCAGCUGUCACUGCCACAGGGAUCCAAGAUGGUCCUCACCCCCUCUUUACAUAGCUGCCUCUCCACUGAGCUCAGGAUCGAAGAAGGACGCUCUGACCAGGAGGGAGGCCAUCAGGUGGGAGCCGAGGGUCCAGUCAGGGGAGCAAGAGGCUCUCCAAGGAGCAGCGAGAGAAAGGCUCCCCCAGCAGGGAGGAAGGAGGCCGGUUCAGAGCUCCCGGGGAAGGAGCGCCCAGGAAGGCCACCGAGCUCGCCCACCACCGAUGCCACUAUCGGGCAGUACGUUAAGAAGAUCCAGGAGCUCCUGCAGGAGCAGUGGAGCUGCCUGGAGCAUGGGUACCCGGAGCUGGCCCAUGCCAUCAAGCAGCCCGCCUCCAAGCUCAGCAGCAUUCAGAGCCAGCUGCAGAGCUCCCUCAACCUGCUGCUGUCCGCCUACUCGGCCCACGCUGCACCCCAGAGGGAGCCCCCGGGCCCCUCUUCCUCCCCGCCGACGGAGAUCUCCCCGUCGACCAGCCUUAAAUCCAUAAUGAAAAAGAAAGACUAUGGCUUCCGUGCAGGAGGUAAUGGGACCAAAAAGAACCUUCAGUUUGUUGGGGUUAACGGUGGCUAUGAGACCACCUCGAGUGAGGAGACCAGCAGUGAGGACACCUCCCCAGAAGAUUUGUCUGACAGCGAGGCCGAGAAGAAAUGUGAUGGCCCAGAAUCUAGGCGGGGCAAGGAUGCCCACCUCAGCUACAAGGCGGGGCAGGGCAUUCCCGAGGGCACUCGUGACACAGACCAGCAAAGCGGGCCUGGGGAAGAGCUUCCCCAUCCCAAGGCUGAGAGAUAUAAACCCUCAGAGGAAUUCCUUAAUGCAUGCCGGGCAUUGAGCCAACAUCUGCCAGAAACCGGGACGACCACUGACCAGCUCUUGAAGCAGAGCUUAAAUACCAUCAGUCAAGAGUGGUUCCGGGUCUCCAGCCGGAAGUCAUCCAGCCCUGCUGUGGUGGCCACCUACCUCCGCGGGGUCCAGCCUCACUCCCCACACUUGCUAAAGCUGCUUGUCAACCUGGCUGAUGGCAAUGGCAACACAGCUCUUCACUACAGCGUAUCCCACUCCAGCUUCUCCAUCGUGAGGCUGCUGCUGGAAACAGGCGUCUGCAACGUGGACCAUCAGAACAAAGCUGGCUACACCGCCGUGAUGAUCACUCCCCUGGCUUCUGCAGAGACCGAUGAAGACAUGGCUGUUGUCUGGAAACUCUUACGAGAAGGAGAUGUGAACAUCCAAGCUACUCAGGGAGGCCAGACUGCGCUGAUGCUGGGAGUCAGCCACGACCGGGAGGACAUGGUCCAAGCGCUACUGAGCUGCCAGGCAGAUGUCAACCUCCAGGACCAUGAUGGAUCGUCAGCCCUUAUGCUGGCCUGUCGCCAUGGCAACGUCGACAUGGUCCGGCUGCUCCUGGCACACCCGGCCUGUGACAGCAGCCUGACUGACAAGGCUGGCCGAACGGCUUUGUCCAUCGUUCUGAAAUCGCCCGCCCAUGUGGAAAUUGCAGGGCUGCUACGGGCCCACGCGAAGCAGGGCAGGUCCCUGGGACCGUAGGGGCUGCAGAAGAGCUGGCAGCAGGGAACAGAAGGGGCCUUCUCUGGACUCCUCCCUCGCCCUCGGAGAGGGCACGGGUCAUAGCCAGGGGGCCGCCCCGCAAGAGAAGAAACUAUGUCAAAUACGCACAUACAUUCCUCUUGUAUAAUUCUGCUCGUUAGGAUGCUUUGUAGUUUUUGCCUUAGGCCAAGCCCCAAAACUGCGGGCUGCAGAGGGGUGCAAGGUACAAAGUGCAUUGGUGUUGGCUAAAAAAUCCCGGCUAUCUUCAGCCUCGAGUUCCUUGCGACUCUACCCUUUGUAGCACCGUGCAGAGACCAGGCAGGCAGGAGCACAGUAGCAAAGCAAUACUUUUCACGUGGAAUUUUAAAGUGCGCCAUCUUUCUGUUUUAUAAUCAAUUAUAUAUGAAUAUAUCCCAUUGAAUAUGCAUGUCUAGAGAGGAGGGGGUGGGGAAGGGGUGGGAUUUAAGCAGCU